AUGUGGGGCGCUUGCAACGUAAAGGUUCGCGAUUGCUUAGCCGCCACUUCCGUCACUCUGAGACGGUACCUGAAAUUGGGAGCGACCAUGGCAAAGAGCAAGUUCGAGUACGUGCGGGACUUCGAGGCUGACGACACGUGCCUGGCCCACUGCUGGGUGGUGGUGCGGCUGGACGGCAGGAACUUUCAUCGGUUUGCUGAGAAGCACAACUUUGCAAAACCUAAUGACGGCCGUGCUCUCCACCUAAUGACCAAAUGUGCCCAGACUGUAAUGAAAGAACUCGAGGAUAUUGUGAUUGCAUAUGGACAGAGUGAUGAGUAUAGCUUUGUGUUCAAGCGAAAAAGCAAUUGGUUUAAAAGAAGAGCCAGUAAGUUCAUGACUCACGUGGCCUCCCAGUUCGCCUCCAGCUACGUGUUUUACUGGCGGAAUUACUUUGAGGACCAGCCCCUUCUGUAUCCUCCAGGCUUUGAUGGCAGAGUCGUGCUGUAUCCUAGCAACCAGACCCUAAAGGACUACCUCAGCUGGCGGCAAGCAGAUUGUCACAUCAAUAAUCUUUAUAAUACAGUUUUCUGGGCACUUGUACAACAGUCUGGACUAACACCAGCACAAGCCCAAAAGAGAUUACAGGGAACUCUUGCAGCUGACAAAAAUGAAAUUUUGUUUUCUGAAUUCAACAUCAACUACAACGAUGAGCCACUGAUGUAUAGGAAAGGGACUGUGUUGGUAUGGCAGAAGGUGGGUGAAGUCACAACAAAAGAAGUUAAGCUGCCAGCAGAAAUGGAAGGAAAACAGAUGGCAGUGACCCGGACCAGGACUAAGCCAGUACCCUUAUACUGCGAUAUCAUCGGGGAUGCUUUCUGGAAGGAACAUCCAGAGGUCCUAGAUGAAGACAGCUGACCCUUUCCUUUUCAGUCGUGGCAUGCUUAACUCUGCAAGGCCCCAAAGUCUCCUGGCCUUAGGUGGCUCGAGCAUCCCUGCCACCCAGAACACUGUGCCAGGAGUGACAUGACUCUGGUUGGGAGGGGAACAGGAAAGGAAAGAAUGGAUGGGGUAAUGUACCUUGUUCUGCUUUUUAAGUAGAACACCUCUUUUGCAGUGUUGGAACAUGGUUCCUUUGGUAGAAGUGCAUCUUUUUUUAAAUCGUGGUACUAUUUUUAUAAAGCAAGAACUGUUUUAUGCCUUCUAGAAUGAA
This is a messenger RNA of Diceros bicornis minor, 1192 nucleotides long. RefSeq names its product tRNA-histidine guanylyltransferase 1 like (gene THG1L). The transcript has 6 exons. Gene Ontology annotation, molecular function: magnesium ion binding; tRNA guanylyltransferase activity. The coding region runs from base 1 to 897 and encodes 298 amino acids. NCBI's taxonomy places the organism in Eukaryota, Metazoa, Chordata, Mammalia, Perissodactyla, Rhinocerotidae. Gene Ontology annotation, biological process: tRNA modification. The record is from RefSeq and is a predicted model, not a curated record.